UGGAGAUAGCUUGUGCUGCAUGGACACAGUGGUGAGCGCAGCGUAGUCUGCCAGCGAGGGUAGGUAGAGCUUAAAGGCGCUAAAAUGUCAGGGAAGAGUUUUCGAGUCAGCGACGGGGACUGGAUAUGUCCGGAUAAAAAAUGUGGAAAUGUGAACUUUGCCAGAAGGACAAGUUGCAACAGAUGUGGUAGAGAAAAAACUACAGAAGCGAAGAUGAUGAAGGCGGGAGGGACGGAGAUUGGAAAAACGCUCGCUGAAAAGAGUCGAGGCCUCUUCAGUGCGAAUGACUGGCAAUGCAAAACAUGUGGAAAUGUGAAUUGGGCGAGACGGUCGGAGUGCAACAUGUGCAACACCCCCAAAUAUGCCAAGCUUGAAGAAAGAACAGGUUACGGUGGAGGGUUCAAUGAAAGAGAAAAUGUGGAAUAUAUCGAACGGGAGGAAUCUGACGGUGAAUAUGAUGAGUUUGGUAGGAAAAAGAAAAAAUACCGUGGGAAGAGCAACAGCACGUCUUCCUCAAAAGAAAGUGAAAAGAAGGAAGUGCCAAAAGAAGAAGAGGAGGAAGAUGAUGAAGAGGAGGAUGAAGAUGGUGACCUGUCCAAAUACAAAUUGGAUGAUGAUGAGGAGGAAGAUGAUGAUGAUGAAGAUGGUGACCUGUCAAAGUACGACCUGAUUGCCAGUGACGACAACGACGAUAAGCCAGCUAAGAAAAAGGGCAGCCGCUCCGGUUCAUCCCGCUCCUCCUCGCGCUCCUCCAGCUCCAGUUCACGGUCUAGGUCCAGAUCCCGCUCUAGAAGCUCAUCCAGUUCCAGAUCUGGAUCUCGCUCGAGGUCCCGCUCCAGAUCCAGCUCCAGGUCUGGAAAGGGCUCCUCUCCCCGGAAGAGGUCCCGCUCCCCCUCCUCCUCACCUGAGAGGAGACAGAAGCGCAGUCGCUCCAGGUCAUCAUCUGGAGGGAGAAAACGGAGGCGUUCUAGAUCGCGUUCGUCCGAAAGGUUUGGGUUUCUGUGGAAUACCACAAUGGCACUGAUUGUUGUUAGCCAUGUGUCGCCUGGCUUAUGGGAAUUCAGUUUUACAGAAAUACGUUCACACUUUUGCCAUGUUUAUAACGCUUUUUAUUUAUUCUGACCUUGUACUUGGUUAUGCAUAAACUGAGUGUUAAUGGUAAAGCGUGCUAACCUGUUUGUUCUUCCCAUGGUGUUUUGUUUGAUUUCAGGCGGCGUGGCCACUCUUCAGGAUCGUCCCAUUCUGGCUCCAGUUCAAAAAAGAAAUAACUUUAUUACUGUCUUUAAUACAAGAAAAGGAAUCCUAGUGGAAGUGCAUGUUGUGUUGCCAAAAAUCAAAGACAAAAAAAACCAACCCUCCUUUCAGUAUACUUUCAUUAAAAGUCUUAAACCCCUCCCAGCGAAAGAGAGGCAGCAGCUCCCUUUUUAAAACCACAUUCAUCCCGAUAUGUGACGAGUAUUUGUAUAGGUUUCCAAUAAACAUAAAUGUUUGGUCCUAUAUGAAAAUUAAAUAUAGUGUCAAGAGGCUGUGUUCCAUUUUAAACCCACUUAAUAUCUUCAUGGCAGUACACUUAGUUUCUGAAAAAAUCGGAGCAAAAUCUGUCCUUUUUUAAUUUUUGGGGCCCUAAGAGACGCCAAUGAUUUUUCUAACAACUAAAUGGUUUGUUUUUUUUAAGUAAGGGUGAAGUUCUUCAGCACCAAUUUAGACUACUUGUGAUUUAGCUAUGAAUUUUGGCCUGUUUGUUUGAUUUUGAUGAUAAAUGUCCUGUAUUUUGUGUUUUCAAGGUAAGUAUUUUACUUUUUGAUAAUGCUUGUUUUAAGUACGUUCUUGGUUUCUCAUUUUAGGUUUAAUUUUUUUUUUCCUUUUACGUAAUUGUGGCAUAUUUGGACUUCAUGCUACUGAUUAUUUCUUUUAAAUUUGUCAUGAAACAAAUUAAUUCACUUUUUUUUUUCCUUUUUGCUCCAGAUUAGUGCAGAAAAAGUAACAUUUCUGGUAACAUGUGGCAGAACAGUCUUUACUGAUUAAAAUACCUGAAAUGUACUUGUGUAAAUAAAAUCCUGUCAACAUUG
This is a messenger RNA of Pelmatolapia mariae (spotted tilapia), 2069 nucleotides long. It is a transcript of the gene zranb2, whose product is annotated as zinc finger, RAN-binding domain containing 2. The record is from RefSeq and is a predicted model, not a curated record. Gene Ontology annotation, biological process: RNA processing. Gene Ontology annotation, molecular function: lipopolysaccharide binding; RNA binding. NCBI's taxonomy places the organism in Eukaryota, Metazoa, Chordata, Actinopteri, Cichliformes, Cichlidae. The transcript has 9 exons. Bases 85 to 1122 code for a protein of 345 amino acids.